GUUUUUGUUAAUGGUCGCCACGACCACUCGUCAAUGAACCAUUUCCCACUUAUUUUAUGUUGCGGACAUGAAUCCCAUCUCUCUCACACGGUCAAGUCGGCGGCUCUUUUGUAACAUCUCGUCUUCCUCCGCUCUCCGCUGUUUCUGGCGGUGAAAAGGGGCACCCAAACCCUAGCCGGAUGAGCAGAGGAAUGGCGUUAGCUAACGAGAAUCCCGAGGCGUCCGGUGGCGGCAACGUCUGGAACCUCUGCCGGAUGCCCUUCUGGCAGGCCGGCGGCAGCGGCUCCUCCUCGUCAUCUGCCGCUGCGGGGGUGAGUCACCACCACGUCAUCCACGGACAUGCACCUCGAUCGGCGGAGGGAUCCGACACGCAGUACUCCGGUGCCUCCGGCUCCGUCUCGUCGGUGGCCAAGUCGCUGCUGCUCACCCGGCGCCGCCUUCGUCUUGAUCCCGCCAGCAAGCUCUACUUCCCUUAUGAACCUGGAAAGCAAGUCAGGAGUGCGAUCAAGAUUAAGAAUACAAGCAAGUCACCUGUAGCAUUUAAGUUUCAAACUACCUCCCCAAAAAGCUGUUUCAUGCGCCCUCCUGGAGCAAUACUUUCUCCUGGGGAACAUAUUAUAGCAACUGUUUUCAAGUUUGUGGAGCACCCAGAGAACAAUGAAAAAGUUCUAGAUCAAAAAAACAAGGUCAAGUUUAAGAUUGUAAGUUUGAAGGUCAAAGGACCAAUGGAGUAUGUACCUGAACUGUUUGAUGAGCAGAAAGACCAGGUUGCUGUGGAGCAAAUUUUGAGCGUAGUAUUCUUGAAUGUCGAGCGUCCUUCUCCGCGAUUGGAUAAAUUGAAGCGCCAACUAGCCGAGGCUGAUGCAGCAGUUGAGGCACACAAGAAACCUCCCGAAGAAACUGGGCCGAGGAUACUCGGUGAAGGGCUAGUCAUAGAUGAGUGGAAAGAACGCAGAGAAAGAUAUCUGGCUCAGCAUCAGGUCGAAUUCGUUGACUCCGUAUGAACUGCGAUGAGAUUUCUUUCAUGACAAUUGAAUGAACGAAUCAUAUAUUGCUGAGAAAAUAUCUAUGUUUGUCCAGUCUAAAGACUUUCCAGCCUCCUUACUUGGUCAGCAACCUUUGGUAAUUGUAAUACUUAAAUAAAAUUAUGCUCUGUUUGUAGA
Messenger RNA from Musa acuminata AAA Group (dessert banana), 1163 nucleotides. RefSeq names its product vesicle-associated protein 4-2. Gene Ontology annotation, biological process: endoplasmic reticulum membrane organization. NCBI's taxonomy places the organism in Eukaryota, Viridiplantae, Streptophyta, Magnoliopsida, Zingiberales, Musaceae. Gene Ontology annotation, cellular component: endoplasmic reticulum membrane; plasma membrane. The coding region runs from base 180 to 1004 and encodes 274 amino acids. The transcript is spliced from 7 exons. The record is from RefSeq and is a predicted model, not a curated record.